AUGAAGACGUUACAGUUGCGUUUGAAUUCUAUCAAGAAACUGUCUACAAUUGCUUUGGCACUUGGUGUUGAGCGUACUCGAGUAGAGCUUAUUCCAUUUUUAACUGAAACUAUUUAUGAUGAAGAUGAAGUAUUGUUAGCAUUGGCUGAGCAAUUGGGAAAUUUUACCAAUUAUGUCGGAGGACCAGACUUUGCAUAUACACUAUUGCCUCCCUUGGAAUCAUUGGCCACGGUUGAAGAAACAGUUGUUAGAGAUAAGGCAGUUGAGUCACUACGUCAAAUAGCAGUGUUGCACUCUCCAACUGAUCUUGAAAAUCACUUUGUUAGUCUUGUUAUUCGUCUGGCGUCUGGUGACUGGUUUACAUCACGUACAUCUGCUUGUGGUUUAUUUUCGGUUUGCUAUUCUCGUGUCAAUCCAAUGAUCAAAUCUGAAUUACGCAACUUCUUCCGUAAUUUGUGUCAGGAUGAUACUCCUAUGGUGCGGAGGGCCGCUGCAGGAAAAUUGGGUGAAUUUGCAAAAGUUGUUGAAUUGGAUUCCUUAAAAAAUGAUCUUAUACCUAUGUUUUCAUCGCUUGCUCAAGAUGAACAGGAUUCUGUUCGUCUUCUGGCUAUUGAAGCUUGUGUUAGUAUAGCCUCAUUGCUUACACAUGAAGAUGUGAAUGAUUUAGUGAUGCCAACUUUGCGCUUAUGUACCUCAGAUAGUUCUUGGAGAGUGCGAUAUAUGGUGGCUGAUAAAUUUACUGAGUUACAAAAGGCUGUUGGACCAGAAAUUACUCGUAUUGACUUGGUACCGACUUUUCAAUCAUUGUUACGUGACACUGAGGCUGAAGUGAGAGCGGCAGCGGCCAAUAAAGUGUGUGAUUUUUGUCGUAAUCUUUGUCCUCCUGUUGCUUCUGGUGCUUUAUUAAAUGAUCCAAAUGCUGCACAAACUUCAAAUGCAGUUGAUUCCAUUAUUAUGACAUCAAUUUUACCUGUCGUUAAAGGACUAGUUGCAGACACUAAUCAACAUGUCAAAUCAGCUUUAGCAUCUGUAAUAAUGGGCUUAUCUCCAAUUCUUGGAAAACAAAGAACUCUUGACCAUUUGUUACCACUAUUUUUGACUCAGUUAAAAGACGAAUGCCCUGAAGUACGUCUUAACAUAAUUUCAAAUUUGGAUUGUGUUAAUGAAGUAAUUGGAAUUCAACGGCUCUCUGAAACACUUUUACCUGCUAUUGUUGAACUUGCUGAGGAUCCUAAAUGGCGGGUUCGUUUAGCAAUAAUUGAAUAUAUGCCGUUAUUAGCAAGUCAACUAGGUGUACAGUUCUUUGAUGAUAAACUCAAUAGUUUGUGUAUGACUUGGCUUACUGAUCAUGUGUAUGCUAUACGAGAAGCUGCUACAUUAAACUUGAAAAAGCUAGUGGAGAAAUUUGGAGCAGAAUGGGCCCAAACAUCUGUUAUACCAAAAGUCAUAGUUAUGGCUAGAGAUCCAAAUUAUUUACACCGAAUGACAUUCUUAUUUUGCAUUAAUGAGCUCGCUGAAGUAUGUGGUCCAGAAAUAACUGCUAAGACCAUGUUACCAACUGUAUUAUCUAUGGCAAGUGAUAGUGUGGCUAAUGUGCGUUUUAAUGUAGCCAAGACACUUCAAAAAAUUGGACCAAUUGUUGCACAAUCUGCUGCGGUGAAAUCUCAAAUAAAACCCGUUUUGGAUAAAUUAAAUACAGACACAGAUGUAGAUGUCAAAUAUUUUGCUGCGGAAGCUAUGUCAAUAAUUGCGUCUUGUGCAUUUUUUCCCUUCCCACUUGGCAUAUGA
Messenger RNA from Macrosiphum euphorbiae (potato aphid), 1788 nucleotides. The record is from the annotation of a GenBank genome assembly. NCBI's taxonomy places the organism in Eukaryota, Metazoa, Arthropoda, Insecta, Hemiptera, Aphididae.